AAGAGUGUGUGUGAGUGUGUUUGAGACUGCGGAAGAAUUUUAUUUUAGACAAAAUGAAUAUUCACAUGAAUGCUAAUCAUUUAAAAUAUAUUAGUUUAAUUACAUUAACUUUACAAAAUGCUAUUUUGGGUUUAUCCAUGCGUUAUGCCCGCACCAGACCGGGUGAUAUUUUUCUAAGUUCAACGGCCGUUCUCAUGUCCGAAGUGGUUAAACUUAUCACCUGUCUCUUUCUCGUUUUCAAUGAAGAGGGUAAAGAUGUACAAAAAUUCCUUAAAUCUCUACACAAAACUAUUAUUGCCAAUCCCAUGGAUACACUUAAAGUUUGUGUACCCUCUUUGGUGUAUAUUGUACAAAACAAUCUACUUUAUGUAUCGGCCUCACAUUUAGAUGCAGCCACCUAUCAAGUGACAUAUCAAUUGAAAAUUCUAACAACCGCCAUGUUUGCUGUAGUGAUCUUACGUAAAAAACUAUUAACCACACAAUGGGGAGCUUUGGUAUUACUGCUGGUUGGUGUUAUACUCGUACAAUUGGCACAAACGGUAACUGAAGGUGCAACAGCAGCAGCAGGAGCAGCAGCCUCUUCUACUAGCGGACCAGAACAGAAACCUUUAUUGGGUUUAUUAGCAGCUUUAGGUGCUUGUUUCCUAUCCGGUUUUGCUGGUAUUUACUUUGAAAAGAUUCUUAAGGGUGCCGAUAUCUCAGUGUGGAUGCGUAAUGUUCAAUUAUCUUUGUUGAGCAUACCAUUUGGUACCAUUACCUGUUUCGUUAGUGACUAUACUAAGAUAUUCGAUCAAGGUUUCUUUUUCGGUUAUGAUUUAUUCAUUUGGUACUUAAUAUUCCUACAAGCAGGCGGUGGUUUAAUUGUUGCUGUUGUAGUCAAAUAUGCCGAUAAUAUCUUAAAAGGUUUUGCCACCUCUUUGGCCAUUAUCAUCUCCUGUGUGGCUUCUAUUUAUAUAUUCAACUUUAAUUUAACUUUACAAUUUACUUUUGGUGCCGCAUUGGUCAUUGCUUCGAUAUUUUUAUACGGUUAUGAUCCUAAGAAGACCACUAACUCAGCAGGACCCAUUAAAAUUGUUACCAACUCUCAUCUACCUCAUCCAGAUGAGGAAAAACUUUUACCUUAAAUUCAUUACUCUAAUGUGUGUAAUAUGUAUGUGUUUCUAAUAUUUAAGCAAUUUUAUUUUUUCGUCUAGAUUUUACAGUAUUUAUGAAAAUAUAAGCCUUCAUCACACACUACAUAAUGUCUUAAGUAAAUUUAUAAAAAUGUAAUAAAUCUCAAAUUAUUUUAUGUGUACAAUUUGUGGAGAAAAAAAACGAAAAAACUUACAAUUUUUACUAUGUACAUACGGAUGUUGUGUAUUAAAAUGCCAAGUAAUAAAAAAAAUUUAAUUUUUAUUUAUUCAGAAAAAAA
Messenger RNA from Lucilia cuprina (Australian sheep blowfly), 1411 nucleotides. It is a transcript of the gene Ugalt, whose product is annotated as UDP-galactose translocator. Lineage: Eukaryota; Metazoa; Arthropoda; Insecta; Diptera; Calliphoridae. Gene Ontology annotation, molecular function: UDP-galactose transmembrane transporter activity. Gene Ontology annotation, cellular component: Golgi membrane. The record is from RefSeq and is a predicted model, not a curated record. The coding region runs from base 54 to 1124 and encodes 356 amino acids. Gene Ontology annotation, biological process: pyrimidine nucleotide-sugar transmembrane transport. The transcript is spliced from 3 exons.